AUGGGGACAUUGGGGACAGCGGCGGGGGCGCGGUGCCUGCUCGGCCUCGUCCUGCUGGGGGUGCCCGGCCGGGCCGCAGGAGCCCUGGCCGAGCCCGAGCUGUGCUACGUGCUGGACGCCGUGCUCUUCCUCUACAGCCUCAUCCUCACCGGCCUCUACGUGCGCCUCAGGUUCCUGACUCAGAGGUCGCGGCAAGCGGCUCAGAAGAAGGAGGAAGAGGCCGUUUAUGCCGGUCUCAGCUCCGAGCACCAGGAGACCUACGAGACCCUGCAGAUGAAGAGCUCCUGACCCCCCCCGUGUCACCUCCUGUCCCCUCCUGUGUCACCUCCCCUGUCCCCAAACCCCGGGACCCCCCUGCCCUCCCCCCCUGCCACCACCGGGAUGGAAAAUUUGGGAUUUUUCCCUCUGAAAAGGCCAAAUUCGGGUGGAAAAUUGGGAUCUUUUUCCCCCUGGAAAUGGAAAAU
Molecule: messenger RNA, 464 nt
Organism: Melospiza georgiana
Lineage: Eukaryota; Metazoa; Chordata; Aves; Passeriformes; Passerellidae
Gene: FCER1G
Product: Fc epsilon receptor Ig
Exons: 5
Coding region: 1-288 (95 amino acids)
Biological process (GO): cell surface receptor signaling pathway
Cellular component (GO): membrane; Fc-epsilon receptor I complex
Molecular function (GO): IgE receptor activity
Source: RefSeq, a predicted model, not a curated record